Molecule: messenger RNA, 130 nt
Organism: Racocetra fulgida
Lineage: Eukaryota; Fungi; Glomeromycota; Glomeromycetes; Diversisporales; Gigasporaceae
Source: the annotation of a GenBank genome assembly
AUGGCAGAUUCUGAAUAUCCCAACAUCACGACUGUGGGAUCACCUGUUAAUACCAAGAAACAGCAAAAAAAUGAUGAUAAUGAAGAUGAAGGCGAUAAUGAGGCUAGUCAAUCUCUUAGAAACAGAACAG